Panicum virgatum (switchgrass) is the source of this 1598-nucleotide messenger RNA. RefSeq names its product protein SODIUM POTASSIUM ROOT DEFECTIVE 1-like. The transcript has 2 exons. The record is from RefSeq and is a predicted model, not a curated record. Lineage: Eukaryota; Viridiplantae; Streptophyta; Magnoliopsida; Poales; Poaceae. Bases 271 to 1338 code for a protein of 355 amino acids. Gene Ontology annotation, molecular function: metal ion binding.
CCGGCUGUGUGGCACUCGGCAAAGAUUAGCGGUUUUCGGUAGUGCGCCUUCGCUCUUCAGUCAGCCCACACACUGUAGUAUAAGAUGAUCUUGAGGCACACAAUGAGUGAGAAGAAUCAGAUGCGCCACUACCCACCCGGCCACCACAAAGGCAGCAACCCAACCAAACAGAGCAUAGCAGAGCCAGAAACUCGAGUCAGCAAGUUGCAAGCUCUUUAGCCUCCCUCCUCCAGCUUGAUUUGAUACACUCUCGAUCUUGGUUCUAGCUGCAUGGCUUCCUUGCUGCGGUGGAAGGAUAAGUACGUGAAGGAGAAGCUGCAGGGCCUCUCCUGCUCAUCCUCGGCCUCCACCUCCAUUGUCGUCGCCUCCGGCCGCGCCAUCGACCGCCACUCCCCGCGCCUCCGGGACCCUCACCGGCGCCUCCCGCCGUCGGUGCCCAGGCCACCCGGCUCUCCUUAUUACGGUAGUCCUGCCGGUAACACCAAAGAUUCCUCCUCCUUCUCCUCCCUGAAGCAGCAGAAGCAGCUUCACCACCACCAUGACGACGGCAAAGACAAAAGGAAGAAGAAGAGCGCAGAAGGAGCGGCCGCUGCUGGCGGCGGCUCCUCCACGCCGUCGGAGCGCAAGAAGAACAAGAAGAAGCAGGCGGUGGCCCAGCUGCAGCUGGUGAGCCCCGCGAGCUCCUCCAGGUUCCUGCUCAACUCGUCCAGGCUGAUGCUGCAGUCCGACGACGACAUCACUGUCGUCGACUCCCUGCCGCCGCUCCCGUCGUCCCCGCGGCGCCCCUUGUUCAUCGACGACGACGACAUCACUGCCGCUGGCCCUGACGACUCCUUGCCGCCUCUCCCAUCCCCGCGGCCGGCGUUCAUCGAUGAGGACAAGUUGCCCGGCCGCGGCGAUGGCACGUCGUCGCGGCCUUUUGUUCCGGCAUGGCCGCAGCUCGAGGCGCCGCCCGUGGAAUUAUUCGCAGAGCCAUCCGCGGGUGCGUCAUCCUCCUCCUCUUCCUUGUCGUCGUCAGAGACAGGACGCCGUGCCGCCGGCGGCGACAAGACUGCCAUGACGAGAUCUUGCUCGACGAGAACUGGCCAGCACCAGGUGGUGGUGCUGAGGGUAUCUCUGCACUGCAAGGGGUGCGCUGGCAAGGUGAAGAAGCACAUCUCCAAGAUGGAAGGCGUUAGUUCUUUCGACAUCGAUAUCGCGACGAAGAAGGUGACGGUGGCGGGAGACGUGACGCCGCUGGGCGUGCUCAACAGCAUCAACAAGGUCAAGAGCGCCCAGUUCUGGCCAGACCAGUCUUUGUCCUCGCUGUCCACGCCGCCGCGAGCCUCCGCCUCCUGAGCUAUACAUACUCCCCCCUCCCCCUUCAGAAAGAAACAAAGCUAUACAUAGUCCCCACACAGGAUGACAACUUGAUGGGUGGGACGAGGACACGGUCUUUUGGAUUGUUGUCCAUAAAUUGUGAAUUGGAAGUAUUUGUAAAAUCCAAUCAAAUUAUGAUAUGUAGUAUGAUAAAUGCAUUUUGGAACAAGUCAGCGUGAUGUAACUUUUUUGUUUGCAGUCCUACGUAUCUAGAAGAGAAAAUUCAUAAGAGAUUUUAA